AUGCCAAAGGCGACGCCGGGAGAAGCAGAAGGCCCAGAAGCAGGAACCUGCGAAGAAACCCGACACCCCUCUUGCACUCCGGCUGUCGCCAAUGUUUUAAGUCAUACUAAGGCUAAAGCCAACGCCCCAGAGCGGAAGUCUCAGCGAGUUUGGAAUCGCGCGUAUGACGAGCUUGCAAGUGAUGAGGCGGCCACAGACCUGCAAAGCAUCAAAAGCGAUGUCCAUGGUAAAGAUCUACUAUUUUCGGACGAUGGGCGGUAUUUGAAGACAAGCCAGAGGUUGUAUACGCUGGCGUCUGGUGUUCUGGCUCCAUCCCCUGACCCUGAGCUGUCCCGGUCUGUCCUGUAUAAUGCCCCGGCAUGGGUGAUGAGAGGUGACCAGAAGCUGCUUUAG
Molecule: messenger RNA, 393 nt
Organism: Aspergillus thermomutatus
Lineage: Eukaryota; Fungi; Ascomycota; Eurotiomycetes; Eurotiales; Aspergillaceae
Exons: 1
Coding region: 1-393 (130 amino acids)
Source: RefSeq, a predicted model, not a curated record